Molecule: messenger RNA, 2489 nt
Organism: Eupeodes corollae
Lineage: Eukaryota; Metazoa; Arthropoda; Insecta; Diptera; Syrphidae
Gene: spdo
Exons: 2
Coding region: 577-2265 (562 amino acids)
Source: RefSeq, a predicted model, not a curated record
UGGUAUAAUUACCUAAGUCACAUAUUAUUACCCCCGUCUCCAUCCCGGACCCCGUAUGAUAUGAUGUGCAUUGGUGUGCGUAUCUAUAUCUAAACGGCUGUUACUUUACAUCACAAAAAUUCACCCCUCGAAUGUCAAUGCAGGGAUGAAGAUGAAUAUAGGCAAACCCCUCGCAAAGAAACCAGCAUUUUUAAAAAACACGAUACACGAACCAGCAGGAGCAGAUGUUCCUAUAUAUGUGCUGUGUACACAAAAUACAACUCCGCUACCGUCGUCGAAACAUUGGAUUGAACAUUGAAUUGAAUUAUAUUCGUUUCGUUUUCGUUCUUCAUUUUAGGGAGAAGGGACCGCUCUCGUUUUUAACUCCGACUUCGACGUCUACAUCGACUUCAAUUGAGUGUUCGCCAAGAUCGCGUGCUCAGUUCCAGAAAGGAUCUCGUCGUGGAAAGUUCAUAAAUUCAGUACGAACUACGAAAUAAAUUUUAAAAAGGUUCUAAGUUUUAAUUUAACACCAAAAAAAAACCUUAAGCUAAAUGUUGUGUUGUUAAAAUAAGAAAUAUUUAAAAAAAUCUAAAUAUGUCACGUCACAAUUAUACCAAUCCGGCCUUUUGCCAAAAUAGUGAAUUCUAUCCAUCAUCAGUGUCGUCGGUUCAUCGCGAACAAGACCAUCAACAGUCUUUUUACAAUCGCAGUUUGAAUUUUUCCACCUCUUCGGCUUCAGCUUCGGCAUCGGGUUUAGCGACGACAACGAGGCCAGUGAAAAAUGCUCGCGACGGUCCACUUCGCAUUCAGCGAAGCGUGUCUACGCGAUCGUUUCGAACGUUGUCUCAUAAGAACACACCCGUCGAGAGACGCUUCGAUGCAACUUCGCCACCUAGACCUGGCCCUAAGCCGGGGGUGCAUUUAAAUCGAACAACUGGCCCUUUUGAAUCGCGAUCGGGAAGUGGCCGUUACGCACUAGUGCCCGUCGAGGAAUUGCCAUCAACACGGAAAGACCGCUACGCCAUCGUUCCUGGUCCGGAACCAUCGGAUAUCGUUACACCUCGGAGGUUCGUCAAGAGUCAGGACAAUCUAGAUCGGUAUUCUCAUUUGCCCAUUGAUAAUGGUCCAUCUUCAAUGCAUGAAGAGGAGUCAUCGGAGCAGUAUACAAGUCUACCACCGAUUUCCAUGUAUGAGGAACAGCCCCGGAUGAAGCCAGCUUUUUCCAGUGAUUUCGGAAGUAAGACAUUUGUGCUCGUUGACCAGAAGAGCAAUCAACGUUAUGCCAUGGUCCCGACGGCAGAAGAUGAGGAGCUUGUCGAUGAUAACCAUGAAAUCAUCCAAAUGCACAAUGGAAGAGCCCAUCGCUAUGCCGUGAUACCAACAGAAGAUGAGGAGGAAACGUGUCUUAGCACAUCAGAUCUCAACCAGAGUCAUAGUAAUCAUGAUCCUGCUUCUCGCACCCCUCUACAGACGUCCACCCCACAAAAGGGGACCAUGAUUUCCUCGUACCCAAACACUCCUCUGAAGAAUCCCGCUGCAACUAGGAAACUCCAUGAAUUACUGUCCACCCCAAGGAAGACUCCAAUCAAGAGGACAAUGUCAACUCCCAGGCACAGUAAUCCCAACACUCCACGUUACUACCAAAGUCAACAAAUCUAUCCCAGCCAUCCGGAGCGGAAGAAGGAGCUGUCUCCCCAUAGACUCCAGUACGAGUGCCCCCAACAGAUGCAGAGACAUGCCCAAGUGGAUUCUCGGACAACUGCUGUGAUCCAGCCGAGAGUGGCAAUGGCUGUGAAUCCAGGCGACGAGAGCCUGAACAAGACUUGGGACAGUUCUUAUCCACAAAAAGUGGCAAAUGCCACUGCAACUUUAGCCGUGGUAUCGCUGAUGCUGAUUCUAGGAAGUGCUAUGAAUUCUGGCCUUUGUAUCUAUAUGAUUGCUCAUAUGGGAAAAUCAUUCUAUCUACAGUUCAGUCUAGCUGCAGCUUUCUGUGGCGUCGGACUUGGAUUUUUGGGUUUCCGAUCAAGACACAGCGAAUGGUUGCCAAAUCGUAGCUACACUUCAGGCUAUGUCCUUGUCACUUUGUUCUGCCUGCUUAAAUGCUGUGGAUUACUUGUGUUGCUAGCAUUGGAUCCCUAUCCAGGAUUUGCCUUGCAUGAUGUCACAACUGGUGUGAUUCUAGGACUAUCGGCAUUUACUAUAUUUUUCAUUGGACUUGGAGUCGUUGGAUCUUUUUGGUGCUACAGACCACCACCAGAUAAUAGGGUUAAUGUUGUUUAUUGAAUAAUAUUUAAUAAGUUCAUAAUAUUCUCUUAAGUAUCUAUAUAAUUUGUAUUUUAGAAAUUAGACAUUUUGUAAGACUGUAAAUAGGUUGUAAACUUAACGGUUGAAUAUUUAUUCAUUAAUUUAUUCCACUUAAUUGUUAUUUUAAAAAUUAAGUUAUUUAUCAAUUUAAAAAUUAUAUUUUUAUUUUAUGUAAUGAAAAUGGUUGUAAACAUAAAAUUUUA